GCAAAUGUUAUCUGUGUGUGGUUAGACAUGGCGGCAGCAAGCGCUUGCUUGUUGUAAUAUUUUUGUAAUAACAAUUAAUUAUAAUUACAAUGAUGAGUUCCUAUUCUAAGUUUGUUUCUGACUACUGUAAAGUUUGGGAGAAAUCAGGGAAAGCUCAAUUUAUAAAAGGGGUGACACAAUCUAUCAAGGAUGAAGAAAAAACGCCGUUAUUCACAAAAUCGGGGAAACUAUCAGGCUUAUCUCAGAAUAUAUAUGAUUUACUGCUAAGUGGCCUGCAGGGCGCACUUAAGAAGGAUGUAGUCCUCACCACACUUCGAGAAAUAACAGCACUGCAUGCAGAUAUUCCAUCAAUAAUACUUGAUGUAGUAUGUAUACUGGACGCAGAGACCUCAGUGGAUGUACAGACGGAUGAGAGGUCCAACUUCUGCUACAUAGUGCGGGAGUUGGAGGGAUUCAUUUCGGAGAAGUUACUAAAAGAGAGAUUAGAAAUUGACACAUUGCAAGAUGUAGGGACAUUGAAAAACAAAAACUUUUACACCAAGUUUAUCAAAAUCAAAACAAAGUUGUAUUAUAAGCAGCGUAAGUUCAAUUUGUUCCGGGAGGAGAGUGAAGGAUAUGCCAAGUUAAUAGUUGAACUAAAUCAGGAAAUUAGUGAAGACAUGGAUUAUAAAUCCCUCUUGGAGAUUAUACAAUCACUUAUAGGAUGUUUCAACCUAGACCCAAACCGCGUACUGGACAUAAUUCUGGAGUCGUUCGAAGCACGCCCCCACCACAACCAGCUGUUCAUAUCCCUCAUCAAGAGCUACAUGGGCGACCCUCAGGUCAUAUCUGAGGUGCUUGGGUUCAAGUUGAGCAAUAUGGACAUGCAGGAGAACUACAAGGAGCCUCCGCCACUGAUGACCAUCAUUGCUUUGCUGUUACAGCAUGAAGUCAUAGCACUGGAUGAUAUUUAUCCUUGGCUGCGCCCCGACGACCUGGUGAUGGCCAAGGAGGCCGACAAGGAGUUCAAGGCGGCGCAGGACUACAUCCGCCGCAUCAACAUCGUGUCCACUAAGGGACCGCAGGCUAAUGCACCCAUGGAGUUCAUUGAGGAGAAGGCUGACCCUCAGGAGUACUGGAGCAACCAGAAGCUAGUCCUAUGCGAGUCGCUGCUGCUAGUCGGCUCGUGGCGCCAGUUCGCGCUGCUGGCGGCGCGGCUGCCGGGCACGCUGCUGCCGCCGCGCGUCGCCGGCGCGCUGGCCGCCGUACUGCACGCCACCGUCGAGCCGCUGUAUAGAGACAAAUGCCGCGUAGCCCCCAAGAUCAUCGGCAAGCCGAUCCCGCCACUGACCUCGCCGCUCGCGCCGGCUCGCUGCCACGACUUCGAGGAUCUCAAGGAGAUGGUCAUACCGGCGCUCGUGCUCAUGGGACCGGCGUUGCAUUAUGACGCUAUACUUAUGUAUAAGAUAAUCCGCAUCCUCCGCACCGCCCGCUCGGCCCCCGGGGACCCUCUGCACCACGCGGCUCUGAGCGUGCUGGACUCCGCCGUGCUGCCCGCGCUCAGCCUCAUGGACGGCAACUGCUGCAUGGCGGAGCAGGUGCACGAGCUGCUGCAGCUCUACCCGUACCAGUGCAGAUACUGCCUAUACGCGCGCUGGAAGAACGAAUCAGGCGCGCGCAUCCCGUGCCUCAUGCGCGUGCGCGGGUCCUCGUUACAACGCAUCAAGCACAUAAUGAAGCGAGUGUCGAAGGAGAACAUCAAGCCGCAGGGCCGCCACAUCGGCAAGCUGUCGCACGCCGCGCCCGCCUUCCUGUUUGAUUAUAUGCUGUUGCAGAUCCAAACCUACGACAACCUCAUCGGCCCCGUCGUGGAGUCCCUCAAGUACCUCACGUCCCUAUCGCUGGACGUGCUCGGGUACUGCCUGCUGGAGGCGCUGGGGGGCGGCGGGGGCGCGCCCGGGGCCGCCGCGCCGCCGUGGCUGCAGGCGCUGGCGGCCUUCGCGGGCGCCGCCUUCAAGAAGCACCACAUCGAGCUGCACGCGCUGCUGCAGUUUGUGGCCAACAGACUCAAGGCGAAGCAGAGCCAAGACCUGCUGAUCCUGAAGGAGAUAGUUCAGAAGAUGGCGGGUAUCGAGGCGGCUGAGGAGAUGACUCCGGAGCAACUGGACGCCAUGUCCGGAGGGGAGCUGCUCAAGGGAGAGGCUGGCUACUUCUCUCAAGUGCGCAACACGCGUCGCUCCUCGGCCCGGCUGAAGGAAGCUAUCGUGAAGAACGACCUGGACAUAGCGCUGUGCAUCCUGGCUGCGCAACAGAGACACUACUGCGUGUGGAAAGAGAUGGACGACGACAGCAGCACGUCCGACGGCUCCCAGCUCAAGGUGGUCGGUAGAAUGGCAGACCAGUGCCAGGAGGCGCUGGUGCAGCUGGGCACCUUCCUCGCCUCGUCGCCCGCAGAGUACCAGGCGCGCCUGCCGCCGCUGCAGGAGCUCCUCCGCGAGUACCACGUGGACGCGGACGUGGCGUUCUUCCUGCACCGCGCGGAGCUAUCGCAGCGGAUCUCCGCGCGGGCCGACGCGCUGGCGGCGCCCGGCGACACACGGGAACAAUGUGUUGAGAGAUACACGGAAGCGUCGAAGAUGGCGCUGCAGCCGAUCGUGCAGUCGGUGACGCCGCUGCUGCCCGCGCGAGUGUGGGAGGACAUCUCGCCAGAGUUCUACGUCACUUUCUGGUCACUAUCAAUGUACGACCUCAAAGUGCCAGUAGAGAGCUACGACCGCGAGAUCGAGCGCCUCCGCGCCGCCGCCGCCGCCGCGCGCGACGCGCCCGGCACUAAGGGGAAGAAAGAGCAAGAGAGAUACCAUACACUGCUGGAGAAACUACAGGACGAGAAGCGUCGCCAACAAGACCACGUGGCCCGAGUGGCCGCGCGACUGCAACGCGAGUGUGUGACAUGGUUCCCCGCGCGCGCCGCCAAGUCGGCCAAGAACGAGACAGUGACGCGGCUGAUGCAACUGUGUCUGUUUCCGAGAUGUGUGUUUACGCCGGGCGAUGCGUUGUACUGUGCGCAGUUUGUGCAUACUGUGCAUGCGUUGAAGACGCCUAAUUUCUCGACGCUAUUGUGUUAUGAUCGGCUAUUCUGCGACAUAACCUACUCCGUGAUGUCUUGCACGGAGGCCGAGGCGGCGCGCUACGGCACGUUCCUGUGUUCCGUGCUGGGCACGGCGAUGCGCUGGCACGGGGACAAGGCCGCCUUCCAACAGGAGUGUGCGCACUACCCCGGCUUUGUGACGAAAUACAGGGUGUCCAACCAGUUCACUGAGGCCAAUGACCAUGUGGGCUAUGAGAAUUACAGACACGUGUGCCACAAGUGGCACUACAAGGUGACGAAGGCGAUGGUGGUGUGCCUCGACUCGCGCGACUACGUGCAGACGCGCAACGCGCUGCUCGUGCUCGCGAGGGUGCUGCCACACUUCCCCGCGCUGCACAAGCUCGCCAUGAUCAUACAGCGGAAGAUCGAGAAGGUGAAGGAAGAAGAGAAGACUCAACGCCCAGACCUGUACGUCCUAGCCACAGGCUACAGCGGCCAGCUGCGCAACCGCCAGCCCAGCAUGAUGCGCGAGAGCGACUUCCACCAGGUGGUGAACCUACAGCCGGCGGAGAAGAAGGCGGCGCCCAAGGAGGAGGCGAAGGCCGAGGAGCCGCCCGCAGAGCCCGCGCCCGCCGCAGAAGCAGACAAGAAGGAGACACGCAGCACCGAGCGGCGCCGCGACGACCCCGAGCGAGACGCCAAGCGCGAGUCCAGAGCAGCCGUUAGAAGCGAGAAAGAAAAGGUGAAAGAGGAAGUGAGAAGCAAAGAUCGUUCUCCCAGGGAAAGGUCUCACAGGGAGGAACGUUAUUUGGAGGCAGUCUCGCCGCCGCCCGAGCAUCGCCACGCCACUGACGAUAUCGAACGAGAGUUAAAACGCCGUAAAAUCGACGGCAGUACAAGCACCAAGGGUAGCAAAGACACCGAGGAACGUUCUCCGGAGAAAGAGAAGAGGAAGACCAAAGUAAGAGGUGAUGAGAGGAAGGAACGUAAGAUGAGUCGCAAGCGGGACCGCGCGGAGGAAGCCCUGAUCCUGGCCGAGCAGAAGCGACGACGCGAAGAACAAAAGGCUGCUCUAAAAGCGGGAAGUCACCAAAAUGGAUCCCAAGAAGAACACCAUUAUGAGAAGUAUCAUAAAAGGGAAAAGUCGCCGUUCCGGGAUCGCUCACACGAGGAGCCAAGGGACAAACAUAGGCGGUCAAACGAGACGAAGCUGAGACGGUGAAUGUGAAAUCUAUCAACGAGGAUACAGAAGCACUACCUACCUAAUAAAAUUAAGUUACUUACCUAGUUUAAUUUAGUGACAUGCAUUGUGUGACCAAAUGUAUGGAUUAUUAAUUAAAUGUACCUACGAGAUAACA
Molecule: messenger RNA, 4425 nt
Organism: Plutella xylostella (diamondback moth)
Lineage: Eukaryota; Metazoa; Arthropoda; Insecta; Lepidoptera; Plutellidae
Source: RefSeq, a predicted model, not a curated record